AUGUUCGGGUGGGAAAAAAGCCAGCUCCAGCGGCUGCCGCCGGUUCCUUUUCCAUGCUCCUUCAAAGUUGAAGAACCUGUUGAGGUUUACCAUGAUAAGGAAUUCAAAAACAGGAGAUGGCACUUCCAAUCCUACAACUUCACAGUGUCACUCGUCUGGGCUCCUUUCCUCAUCAAAUCUGAUGUUUUUGAGAAUGAGAAUGGUGUAUCGACCUCUGAAAUCCAGCUCCACCUUGACAUUCUUGAUGCUAGCUGGACAAGUCAGUAUGAGAGUUUUGAUUAUAUUAUUAUUUCCGGCGGACAAUGGUUUCUUAAGAGAGCAGUCUACUGGGAAAAUGGUGCAGUAGUGGGCUGUCAUUAUUGUCAAAACAAGAACCUGAUUGAACUUGGCUUUGAGCACCUGUAUCGUAAGACUCUGCAAAAGGUUUUCAGCUUCAUCAUUUCAUCAAAACACAAACCAGUUAUAUUCUUCAGGACCUGGUCGACAGAUCACUUCGAGAAUGGUGAGUGGUUCAAUGGAGGAUCUUGUAAUAGGGUGGCGCCAUACAAGAAGAGAGAGUACCGGGAGGGGUACAAUGAACGUGUCAUGAGGGGAACCGAACUUAAAGAGUUUAACAAGGCUGAAGCUACAUUGAGAGGUUCUAGGGAUUUGAAGAGACUGAAGCUCAUGGAUACUUACGGCCUCUCUUACUUGAGACCAGACGGCCAUGUUGGGCCUUACCGAACACCCUAUCCAUUCGCAAAGGACAGAAAAAAUGCUGUAUCCGUUCAGAACGAUUGUUUGCACUGGUGUGUGCCAGGGCCUAUUGAUGUGUGGAAUGAUCUUGUUAUGAAGAUGGCACUGGAUUGAUGAACUGUCUGGAUUUUAGAGGUGUGUUCUUCGGUCAUAAUACCACGUUGUAGAGUUUACCGGAUGCAGAAUCAGGUUCCCGCCUGCAUGGUACUUCACAGCAUCAAAGUGGAGAGGACAAGGCAGUAAAUUGCUUAUACUGGUAAAAGUGUGUAUGUUUUUGGUUUAAAGAUACUGGUUUGUAGCAACAAAUAGCUAAGUGGUUAACCCAGUAUAUGCGUAUUUGCAAUCUGCAAGAUGUUUAUGUUGUUUCCAUGUUGUAAAUUGGGCUUCUGCUGCCGGUUAUUUUCAGUGGCCUUUUAUGGAAGUAAUCCUUGUUCUGGCAAAAA
Molecule: messenger RNA, 1178 nt
Organism: Panicum virgatum (switchgrass)
Lineage: Eukaryota; Viridiplantae; Streptophyta; Magnoliopsida; Poales; Poaceae
Product: protein trichome birefringence-like 26
Exons: 2
Coding region: 1-849 (282 amino acids)
Cellular component (GO): Golgi apparatus
Molecular function (GO): O-acetyltransferase activity
Source: RefSeq, a predicted model, not a curated record